Molecule: messenger RNA, 1161 nt
Organism: Drosophila kikkawai
Lineage: Eukaryota; Metazoa; Arthropoda; Insecta; Diptera; Drosophilidae
Product: putative odorant receptor 69a
Source: RefSeq, a predicted model, not a curated record
AUGACGAGUGUGGCGGUGCUGCUCCUUUACCUGGCCUCCGCCUUUAAGUACAUUAAUGGCCUGGCAGCGUUUGUGGUGUACAACUUUGUCAUUUGCUACUUUGGAACUGAGGUCACCAUAGCGUCAAACCAGUUGUCUGUUCACACAGUAGAUUAUCCCACCAAUUACGACCAGAAAAAUGAGCUUGGCAAGGCAGUAUUAAUCCCAAACCAGAUGCGGUUGGAGGAGUUCAUGAAGUACCCGGACUGGCUCUGUAGAAUGGCACUACUGCCGAAAUACCAUUGGAGAGGCAGACAAUCUUCGGCCGAACAUUUUUCCUUGGCCAAACGCAUUGUUCUAAUGGUGGGACUCCUUCACUUGGCUUAUCACAAUUUCGGAUGCAUUAUGUAUGGCUAUCAUGUCGAUAGAACCUCCAAGGAUCCCUUUCGGUAUGUGGCGGAACUAGCCACUGUGGGCAGCAUGCUCGGAUUCACCGUAGUGGGGACCCUCAACCUGUGGAAGCUGCUGUACUUUAAGCCAGAAAUUGAGGAUAUGCUGGGAGACUUCGAAGAACUGUUUAAACUCGCCGACACGAAUACACAUCGUGCUAGCAUGUACUACCAGGGCUAUACGCGAUUUAUAAAAGGACUAGUGUUCAAACAUGAACACGUGAUUGCCUUCUCUUCAUCAAUUGUCUACUAUGACUCACUACCUUUGACCCUAAUGCUUUGGGAACACUUCAUGACGGAGUCAAAGGAGCUGAGUUACCAGAUUCAGAGCAGUACCUGGUAUCCCUGGCAGAUCCAAGGCUCAGUCCUUGGCUUUGGUGCUGCGUUUAUCCUUCAGACUUUCUCGUGUCAGCUGCUAAUGGCCUCCAUUAUGAUAAGUCAGUACCUCGUCAGCUUCUGCGGUACUCAGUUGGAAAUCCAUUUCGAUGGCUUGGCCAGGCAACUGGAGGCCCUUGACGCUCGUCACCCCACGGCCAAGGAUCAGUUUUCCAAAUGGCAAACAAGUUUAACGACGGCGACCAUUGGAAUGUGCUUUUUGGCCUUCUCCAUGACCAUGUUCGAGGUGGGCGAAGCCGUCAAGCACUUGCUGGAACUGAUUAUAUUCGUGAUAUUUUACCAUGUGUCGCGAUGGCACUCAUUUGACUUUUGCGGUUCAUUUUUCAAAGAAAAUUAA